Messenger RNA from Chrysoperla carnea, 855 nucleotides. Its product is annotated as 1,5-anhydro-D-fructose reductase-like. Gene Ontology annotation, cellular component: cytosol. Gene Ontology annotation, molecular function: aldose reductase (NADPH) activity. The record is from RefSeq and is a predicted model, not a curated record. Lineage: Eukaryota; Metazoa; Arthropoda; Insecta; Neuroptera; Chrysopidae. The transcript is spliced from 4 exons. Bases 1 to 855 code for a protein of 284 amino acids.
AUGGAAGCAAUAGAUAUUGGUUAUCGUUUAUUUGAUUGUGCUUAUAGUUAUCAAAAUGAAUUACAAAUUGGCCAGGGCAUUCGCGCUAAAAUAGAAGAUGGCACAGUUAAACGAGAAGAAUUAACCAUUGUGUCAAAGGUAUGGAAUACAUUUCACAGUCAAUCAGCUGUAUAUGAGAGUUGUCAGAAAGCUUUACAAGUGUUUGGCUUAACAUAUAUUGAUAUCUACCUUAUUCAUUGGCCAAUGGGCUUUAAGGAAAAUAAAGACCAAAUUAUUCCAAUUGAGAAGGGAAAUGUAUUAUUUUCUGACAUUGAUUACUUGGAAACAUGGAGAGGUAUGGAAAACUGUUUUAGAAACGGUUUAGUCAAAGCUAUUGGUGUAUCCAAUUUUAAUCAAGAACAACUAUCACGUUUAAUAGACAAAUGUUUUAUUUUACCUACAAUAAAUCAAAUUGAAUGUAAUCCUCACAUGAAUCAAAGUGCUUUGAGAGCAUUUUGUAAGGACUUUGGAAUUGUAAUAAUGGCAUAUGCUCCAUUAGAACGUGGUUUAAAAAUUCAAUUUGGAAAAAUACCGUCUUUAUUUGAGGAACCAAUACUAAAGCAAUUACAGAGAAAAUAUAAGAAAACAUUAUGUCAAAUAAUAAUUCGUUAUUUGAUUCAAUUAGGCACCAUUCCAAUACCAAAAACGAUUAACAAAAGAAGACUUAAAGAAAAUAUUAACGUGUUUAAUUUUAACCUCACGCGUAUUGAUAUGGAAAAAAUAGAUACUCUAAACCAUAAUAUAAGACAUUAUCUAUUUUUGGAAGCUGAACAACACCAACAUUAUCCAUUUGACAUUUAUUGGAAUCGUCAGUAA